CAAAGAAUUAAUCUAUUAUUAAAAGAUCUCAAAUAAUACCUUUAUGAACUUUUCUUCUACAUUCUUUUUUUUUUUUUGGAUAACGUCCGGGUGUCCCCAACCGGCAUCUACCUGGUUACCCUGGGAUGCAUCACAGCCGGGACUAAUCCCCACGUCCCACAGAACCCACCCCAAGACCCUGCAGGGAGGUAAAUCGGGAUUUGCUCAAGGCAGCAGGAAUCGAUCCCGAGCAGCUAACCUGGGUCACAGGCUCAGCCGGGUCGCCCUUGCCACCCGAGCCAGCGCCCGGGGGUUCUUUUCUUCUACAUUCUUGUAUUUAAUACAUGUGUAUGUAUAUGAUGAAGUUGACCGGAGGACGGAGACUUUUCUUUUGAAGUCAAGCAAUCACCCACCAUCAAGUUCCCAUCAGUACGUACUAUCACCCUCGUCUUCAUAGCAACUCCCCUCUCCCUCUCCUUCCAAGUUCCAUCCUUCCUCUCCAUUUUAUAUUUAUCAUGCGAAGGAUUGAAACACACACACACACACACACACACACACUCUACUACACCUGCUAACUGCAGAAACUCCGGCGGCUAGCUGGUAAUUUAUCACAGAAAUGGGUCGGCGGCUAAGAGUUCUUUCCGCCCUGGACACCGCCAAGAUACAGUACUACCACUUCAGGGCCAUAAUCAUCGCCGGCAUGGGCCUCUUCACCGACGCCUACGACUUCUUCUGCAUCCCCCCCAUCAUGAACCUCAUCGGCCACGUCUACUACCCCCAUCAUCACUCCCAAGCCCCCACCGCCUUAGUCUCCGCUCUCGUCGCCCUCGCCCUCCUUGGAGCCGCCAUCGGCCAGCCAAUCUUCGGCUUUCUCGGCGACCGCAUCGGGAGGCGCCGUGUCUACAGCGCCGUGCUGAUUCUGAUGAUGCUCUGCUCUCUCGCGUGCGGGUUCUCCGUCUGUACCACCCGCGGGUGCGUCUUGGGCAGCCUCGGGUUCUUCCGGUUCGCGCUGGGGGUGGGCAUCGGCGGCGACUACCCGCUCUCCGCCACCAUCAUGUCGGAGUUCUCCAACCAGCGGACGCGCGGUGCGUUCAUCGCCGCCGUGUUUUCGAUGCAGGGGUUCGGGAUUCUAGCGAGCUCGGCGGUGACGAUGGCGGUGUGCGCCGCGUUUCAGCUCGCGUAUGGAGAGUCGCCGACGGGGAAGACGCCGCAAGCGGCUGACUUGGCAUGGCGCGUGAUAUUGAUGGCGGGUGCGGUUCCCGCAGCGCUGACGUUUUAUUGGCGGAUCAAGAUGCCCGAAACUGCCCGAUACACGGCCCUGGUGGAGGAAAAUGUGGCGCAGGCUGCCAAGGACAUGGAGAAAGUCCUCGGCGACGCCAUGCCUCCCAUCCCCGAAGACGAAGAAGAAUCCCAAGUAGCACUUGAACCAUUCAACGCUAACCCAUCUCCUCCCUUCCUCCGCCGUCAUGGCCUCCACCUCUUCGCCUGCGCCGCCACCUGGUUCCUCCUCGAUGUCGUUUUCUACAGCAACAACCUCUUCUAUUCCCAAAUCUACCAGGACCAUCUCCGCGACAAGGAGCCCAACCUCACCGCCUUCCAAGAAGCCUUCCACGUCGCCAAGAUCCAGGCCAUCGUCGCUGCCUCCUCCACCAUCCCUGGCUACUUGGCUACCGUCUACUUUAUCGAUCGCGUCGGCAGACGCCCGAUCCAGAUCGCCGGCUUCCUCGCCCUGGCCGUCCUCUUCUCCAUCCUGGGAGCAAUGUACCGCCGGCUCUCCUGCACCAACGCCGGGUUCAUACUCCUAUACGGGCUCACCUUCUUCUUCGCCAACUUCGGCCCCAACACCACCACCUUCAUAGUGCCGGCGGAGCUGUUCCCGGCGAGGUUGAGGACGACGUGCCACGGCUUGUCGGGGGCGGCGGGGAAGUUGGGGGCGAUAGUGGGGGCGGUGGGGUUUCAGUGGGCGACGCAGAGGAAGGAGAAGAAAGGCGAGCACUUGUGCCCGCGGCGGAUGGAGAUGACGGUGGCGAUGGUGGUGUUGGGGGGGAUUUGUGUGGUGGGGAUGGGGGUGACAUACUUCUUUACGCCGGAAACUAUGGGGAGGUCGUUGGAGGAGAAUGAGAAUGAUGAUGGUGAGGCGGAGCCGUCGAGUUUGAUCGGAGUUGGUCGUCCAACGAGCUUCAGGAGAUCUAAUAGUGGUGUCGUGCGGCCCCAAUCAUAGAUAGGUGUUAAAAUAAAUAAAUUUGUAUUAUUGCGGUUGUUCUCAAGAAUCCUUAAUAUUUUGUUUAAUUUUUAUUUUUAUUUAAAAUUAAUUUUUCUAACUUUUGAAAUGCAAAAAUAAAUUUAUGAAGAGCUCAUUUUAAGAUGA
Molecule: messenger RNA, 2347 nt
Organism: Malania oleifera
Lineage: Eukaryota; Viridiplantae; Streptophyta; Magnoliopsida; Santalales; Ximeniaceae
Product: probable inorganic phosphate transporter 1-9
Exons: 2
Coding region: 596-2200 (534 amino acids)
Biological process (GO): transmembrane transport
Cellular component (GO): membrane
Molecular function (GO): transmembrane transporter activity
Source: RefSeq, a predicted model, not a curated record